AUUUUCGGACAUAGAAUUAAUAGUCAGUGCAAACAAAUGGCGUUUAACGUAUAUGAAUAUUUUAGAAAAAAGAAACUCGACCCAAAUUCUGAUGAAUAUAAACAAGAUAUACCUUUAAAUAAAACUGUAGCAGAAGUUACUGGACUAUCAGAAAAGACUGUAUCUAGAAUUGUACAACAAGGGAAAGCAUUAAAUGACAACGAGAGAUUUAUCGAAUUGUUUUGUAUGAAAAAUAAAAAUUUGAAAAUAACAAUAAUCGAAAAAUGCUUAUGCUAUUUAAUUCAUGUACGUGGUCUCGUUGAUACCAUGGAGUUAUGGGAUAACAAAAGGAACACGUUGUAUAGUUUACAGUUGUUUCAUUCAAAUUUUGUAUAGCCAUUAUUAUUUUUUUAAUAAAAAUCUUCACCUGUUUGCCGCUAACCACUAUGACGUCACAUAUCUCAAGAAAUGUCCAGUAACAUUUCGCCCCUUGUAUUACACGCUACGCUCGACCGCCGCCCGCACCUCUUUCGUUCCCCUUCGUCGUCAUACCCCCGCGCCCCUGUACUCCGCGGGCGAGGACUCAUUUAGGCGGUUCUACUAUAGUAAUGUUGUUCGCCGUGAACUCAGACCUCGCAAACCCUUUCAAUAAUGUCAAUAUAAUAGAUUAAUCUAUCGAUUUGUCAGACUAGUACUGACAUUGGAUUAGCAACACUAGAAGCACGUCACGCACGGAGCCAAAGUUGAGUGAAUUAAAGUCAGAUCAACAAAACAAUCACAAUCACACUGAUCCAAGAAUAAUUCUGAUUGAGAAGUGCAAAAAAUAAAAUAGUACCACACUAGCAAACAUAUUUGAGAGAAGCACUGAAGAUCAAACGACAGAAAAUAAAACUUUGAAAUACAUACCUCCAAAACCACUUAAUGGAGAUCCAAAGUCGGAGGAAUUGAAUAUAAUUGACUGUUUAUAUUAUGCACCUGAAAAAAUACAUGCAUACCAAUGGUUUGAUAAUGUUUACGCAUCUAUGGGGCAGUUAGAAUUUGGAAUAUUAAAAGCAUUAAAGACUGGUAAAUUCCUUAUGCUCUUGCUCGAUUCAAGUAAAUCACCUAUAUCAUGUACCACAAUAUCUCCUGCUUUGGAAAUAAAAGUGAAACAAAAUGUAUACAUUUCCUUUUUUGAUAACUCGGAAAAAUAUUGGUUUGUCUAUGCUACAGAAGAACAACUAAAAAAGAUCAUUGAAACUUUGAAGAAUUUGAAUGCUACAAUUCAAAUUAUAUCUGAUACGGAACAAAGCUUACCAAACUCAACUCAACAAACAAUGCAAGAUAUCGUUUCUAAUCCACAGCCAUUAUUGGAAACAGACUCACAAGCUGACAGAGAAAGUAAUACAGAUUCUUCAGACAUUAGAAAAACUAAAUUAUCAAUUCUUAAUAGAAUGGCUAAUAUGGGCCAUUCAGUUUUACCCCCAAAUAAAUCGGCAGCAGAUAAAACAAGUGACUCUUCCGAUACAAAUGAAAGCAAUGAUUAUUCUAAAACAGUAACUUUAAGACAUAAAAAUUUAAAAGGCAACUUAAAAAAACAUAAUUUGGACAAAACUAAAGAAGAAACUGGUUUAGUUGAUCAGCAUAAAAUUACUAGAAUUGACACUAACAUAGAAAAUGUACCUCCCUUAUAUACAUUUGUAGAAGAACAACUUGUGCCAGUUGCUAGUACUAAUAUCACAAUGGGCUCUAGUAGUACAACAAAUGAUAUGAACACUUUUAUGUCUGAGCAAAGAGUUAGCUGUACUGAACUGCGUAUAAAUAUGAACAGAAUGGCAGAAAAAAUAGAUCAAGUAUUUUCGAAAAUAUCGGAUAUAACUCAUACCGACAUAAACAAUAUACCUAGCCCUUUUUAUAAUGAAAUAUUACAAAAAUUAUUAAACGAAUAUGAGUCAAAGAUAAAAACAUAUGAAGAAAUAAUAAAAUCCCAUGGCACAGAUAAUAGUGUUAUUACAAAAUUGCGUCAAGAAUCAAGUAAAUUACACCAGGAUGAAAUAGAAUCGUUAAAUAAAAAAAUAUCUGAAGUUUUAAGUAUAAAUGAAGAAAAGGAUAGUGAAAUUUUUAAUUUAAAAUCAGAGAUUAAGGUGUUUAAAGAAAAUUCAACACGUGCUGCUGAACUAGAAGCAGUAAACUUUAAAUUAUCGCAAGAAAAUCAGAGUUUAAGAAAAGAACUUAAUUAUAAAAAUGAAGAAAAACAAAUAUUAAAAAACGACCCUAAAUAUACGUUAGAUGAAAAUUCUAUCAAUGUUGAUAGAAACCAUUUUGUUAAAAACAUAUUAAGUCAUACUUUCCAUGCUAUUUCUGCCAACUUUCACAACAGUGAAAAUUACAGCGGUGAAACUGUAAAAAAUAUAGUGGCUAAUGUAAUUAAAAGUGAAUUUCAAAAUUUAAAACAAGACCAUUAAAAGGAGUAGGCAUAUUCUUGAUAAAAAAAUGUCCAUGAUUCUUUCAAGCUGAAAACAUUGUUCGACCGACAAUCAGCGCUUACGAUGUUAUACGCUGAUAAUAAUUGAUGGUAUGCCUUGACCGUCCGUCCAGGUGAUACGUUCAGUGCUUCACUGACAAAGAUGUAGGGUAAGGUGGGGCACAGUGUGACAAAAAAGACAAAUCGUACUCUAAAUCUGAAAUUAUUUAUUAAAGAAACUUUCUAU
This is a messenger RNA of Amyelois transitella, 2669 nucleotides long. RefSeq names its product leucine-rich repeat and coiled-coil domain-containing protein PF3D7_0703800. The transcript has 3 exons. Lineage: Eukaryota; Metazoa; Arthropoda; Insecta; Lepidoptera; Pyralidae. Bases 1002 to 2423 code for a protein of 473 amino acids. The record is from RefSeq and is a predicted model, not a curated record.